ACAUUGACUGUUGUUCCACCCCCUGCUGACACCAUCUGGUAACACUGAACAACAGACCAGAUCCGCGGACAAAGCAAAGCAGUAAAUAUUAAUUUAAUCCAAAUCCAAUUCCCGACACCAAUUGGCGGCCUUCAGCUGCUGCUUCUGCAGUCGAAUUGUAUUUUUUUUUUUGGUUUUUCGUGUCACCCGAUAAGAGUUAAAUUCGCUGAUCUAGCGAAUAACGGUGGCAAGUAAUUGUAAUAACUGCGUGUGUGCACAGUGCUAGUGUUUAGUGUGCGAGUGUGUGCGUGUGAGUGGGAACUCCACAAGUGUGCGAGAAGGCAAAUCAAAAUAAGAAAAGUGCCGCCCUGAUGGAAAUUAAUAUCGCGAAUUAUCAGCGAAAACGCAGCGAAAGUUAAGCCAAAGUGCUGCGAUUAAUCAGAUAGCGGGUGAAAUACCGGCGCACAGAAGCGACAGAGACAGAGCACACACAGCACCUGGCACAUCCAAGGAUAUCCGAUCCUCCUGCAUCCCGAAUCAUCCACAACCUGCACCAACCGCUAACCGCCAAAGCCAUGAUCCUCGAGAGAAACCGGAGGUGCCAGCUGGCCCUCCUCAUGAUCGCAAUACUGGCCGCCAUCGCUGGACAAACGGAUGCCCAGAAGGCGGCCAAACUGACGGCAGUGAGCACAUGUGCAUCGAAGGAAAAGUGUCACACCUGCAUCCAGACAGAGGGUUGCGCCUGGUGCAUGCAGCCGGACUUUAAGGGCCAGUCGCGGUGCUACCAAAACACCAGCUCACUGUGUCCGGAGGAGUUCGCCUACAGUCCGAUAACAGUUGAGCAGAUUCUAGUGAACAACAAACUAACGAAUCAAUACAAAGCUGAACUGGCGGCUGGUGGCGGCGGCUCCGCCAUGUCCGGCAGCAGCUCAAGCUCCUACUCGUCGAGUUCGAGCUCGUCGAGCUUCUACUCGCAGAGCUCCUCGGGAUCCAGUUCCGCCAGCGGAUACGAAGAGUACUCUGCCGGCGAAAUUGUCCAAAUCCAACCGCAGUCCAUGCGACUCGCAUUGCGCGUCAAUGAGAAACACAACAUCAAGAUUAGCUAUUCCCAGGCGGAGGGAUAUCCGGUGGAUCUCUACUACUUGAUGGAUCUCUCCAAAUCUAUGGAGGACGACAAGGCCAAAUUGUCUACGCUGGGCGACAAGUUGUCCGAGACCAUGAAACGCAUCACCAACAAUUUCCAUCUUGGUUUCGGUUCGUUUGUGGACAAGGUGCUCAUGCCCUAUGUCUCGACCAUUCCCAAAAAACUCGAGCAUCCAUGCGAAAACUGCAAGGCUCCCUAUGGUUACCAAAAUCACAUGCCACUCAACAAUAACACCGAAAGCUUCUCUAACGAGGUGAAGAAUGCCACAGUGUCGGGCAACUUGGAUGCUCCCGAAGGAGGUUUCGAUGCCAUCAUGCAGGCCAUUGCCUGCCGAUCGCAGAUCGGUUGGCGGGAACAGGCUCGUCGGCUGUUGGUCUUCUCGACGGACGCAGGCUUCCAUUAUGCUGGCGAUGGCAAAUUGGGCGGUGUGAUUGCUCCAAACGAUGGCGAGUGUCACUUGAGUCCCAAGGGCGAGUACACGCAUUCGACGCUGCAGGAUUAUCCCAGUAUUUCGCAGAUCAACCAGAAGGUCAAGGACAAUGCCAUCAAUAUUAUCUUCGCCGUCACUGCCAGUCAGCUGUCUGUCUACGAAAAGUUGGUGGAGCACAUCCAGGGCUCUUCGGCGGCCAAGCUCGAUAACGAUUCAUCCAAUGUGGUUGAAUUGGUCAAGGAAGAAUAUCGCAAAAUCUCCUCUUCGGUGGAGAUGAAGGACAACGCCACUGGAGAUGUGAAGAUCACCUAUUUCUCGUCAUGCCUGAGCAACGGACCCGAAGUGCAGACCUCUAAGUGCGACAAUCUGAAGGAGGGCCAGCAGGUGAGCUUCACAGCUCAGAUUCAGUUGCUCAAGUGUCCCGAGGAUCCGCGCGACUGGACACAGACGAUCCACAUCUCGCCCGUCGGCAUCAACGAGGUCAUGCAAAUCCAGCUGACCAUGCUCUGCUCGUGUCCCUGCGAGAAUCCCGGUUCAAUUGGAUAUCAGGUGCAGGCGAACAGCUGCAGCGGCCACGGCACCUCAAUGUGCGGCAUCUGCAAUUGCGAUGAUAGCUAUUUCGGCAACAAAUGCGAGUGCUCGGCAACGGAUCUAACAUCGAAAUUCGCGAACGACACUAGCUGUCGAGCGGAUAGCACAUCGACGACGGACUGCUCUGGUCGGGGCCAUUGCGUUUGCGGCGCCUGCGAAUGCCACAAGCGACCAAAUCCCAUUGAGAUCAUAUCCGGUAAACACUGCGAGUGCGACAACUUCAGCUGCGAACGGAACAGGAACCAGUUGUGCUCGGGUCCCGAUCACGGUACAUGCGAGUGCGGCCGUUGCAAAUGCAAGCCAGGCUGGACGGGCUCCAAUUGCGGCUGCCAGGAGUCCAACGAUACAUGUAUGCCACCUGGAGGCGGCGAGAUCUGCUCCGGUCAUGGUACCUGCGAAUGCGGUGUCUGCAAGUGUACGGUUAACGAUCAGGGACGCUUCUCGGGCCGACAUUGCGAGAAGUGUCCAACUUGCUCGGGCAGGUGCCAGGAGCUGAAGGAUUGUGUCCAGUGCCAGAUGUACAAGACGGGCGAGCUGAAGAACGGUGAUGAUUGCGCCAGGAACUGCACUCAAUUUGUGCCCGUGGGCGUGGAAAAGGUGGAGAUCGAUGAGACCAAGGACGAGCAGAUGUGCAAAUUCUUCGACGAGGACGACUGCAAGUUUAUGUUCAAGUACAGCGAACAGGGUGAGCUGCAUGUGUAUGCCCAGGAGAAUAAGGAGUGUCCGGCCAAGGUUUUCAUGUUGGGCAUCGUUAUGGGCGUAAUUGCCGCCAUUGUCCUGGUCGGUCUGGCCAUUCUCCUGCUGUGGAAGCUGCUCACUACGAUCCACGAUCGGCGGGAGUUCGCUCGCUUCGAGAAGGAGCGCAUGAACGCCAAGUGGGAUACGGGCGAGAAUCCCAUCUACAAGCAGGCCACGUCCACCUUCAAGAACCCCAUGUAUGCGGGCAAAUAGAUUCGCUAACUAACUAAACAUUAGGGAAUUAUAACUAGUGUCGUUCCACGACCACUGUCUGUGCUUGAACCGGAAAUCAGAAGGAACCCCAACCAGUCAAACUUAAACACCAGCAACAAAUCCGCACCACCAACCAACCAACCAACCAACCAAUCAAUCUUCAGUACCGACUCCGACUCCGAACCACUGAAUACAUCGACGAAGCUGCUUUGCCCGGGUGCAAAACCACUGAAGUCAACUGCCAUUGAAACGCGUUCUAAACUAAGUCAGCCCUAUAUAUACAUAUAUAUGCAUAUUUAUAUAUACAUUUACACAAGAAACCCCGCCAUGGGGCAGCCUUUAUACAUUGCGUAUACUUAACGAGCAAACGAUUUGUGCCUUGCGACAUAUUUUAGACUAAAUCUAUACGUAUGUAUAUGUGUAUACAAACAAGUAAGCAGACAACGCACAGCAACAACGCGGAGCGAAGAAUCGGAAAAAAAAUUGGAAAAACAAAAAAAUUAAACCAGCCAAGAAAUGAACUACGAACGAUAGUUAAGAUUAAUGAUUUUUGUAUUCUUUUUUUCGUACCAAUAGUAUCCAAGCCAGCGCCAGAAUUUGUAUUUUAUUUUACUCCUAAUAUGUAAUUGCUGUUUUGUGUUUUUUAUCGACCUAAUUCUAAUUAUUUUCAUUGAGCCCCAUUUAUUAUUAACGAGAAGAGCCACUGCAAUAUAGCUGUAUGUAUUCAAAAGUCAGAAUUGGGAUACUUAACUAAUCUGCUACCCUCCCAAAACGGUCGUCCUUCGCAAUGCCAAACCCCCCAACGUCUUAAUGUUUUUCUAUUGUUUUUUUAAAGCUAACUUUACAAUUAAUAUUUAAGCAAUUAACAUUUAAGCUUGUAAUUGUUAAUUUCAAAAUGCAAGAGUGCCCCGGGUACGUUUUUGUUUUUCUAUGAAAUCUUUUCAUUUUUAUUUUUGUAUGUUUUAUUUAUGGAAAACGAAAGCGUGGCAACAGGGGAAAUUGUCCCUUGUGUGUGUGUUUUAUUUAACUGAAUUUCGAUCAUUAAUAGUAAAUUAAUACUACUAUAUAAAUAUAUAUUUUUUGCCAUUUGUACUGAUUACUGAUUAACAUUUAAAGUAAUACAAAACCAAAACGAAAUGAAAUGAAACUUUUGUAUAAAAAAAAAAGAAAACAUUUUGAGUAAUUUUAUUGAAUGAUAAAACAAUACAAAAAUAAGGUGGAAACACUGUGGCAAUAUGAAAAAGAUGUGGAAAUUAAAUUGUUUGACGCUAAUUUUAGUAAAAUAAAUAAAAAGAGAAAUAC
Drosophila melanogaster (fruit fly) is the source of this 4397-nucleotide messenger RNA. RefSeq names its product myospheroid (gene mys). The transcript has 7 exons. The coding region runs from base 555 to 3095 and encodes 846 amino acids. The record is from RefSeq and is marked reviewed. NCBI's taxonomy places the organism in Eukaryota, Metazoa, Arthropoda, Insecta, Diptera, Drosophilidae. Gene Ontology annotation, biological process: regulation of supramolecular fiber organization; homeostatic process; positive regulation of cellular component organization. Gene Ontology annotation, cellular component: myofibril; somatodendritic compartment; basal plasma membrane.